Molecule: messenger RNA, 3572 nt
Organism: Rhipicephalus sanguineus (brown dog tick)
Lineage: Eukaryota; Metazoa; Arthropoda; Arachnida; Ixodida; Ixodidae
Product: 4-pyridoxate dehydrogenase
Exons: 11
Coding region: 1-1809 (602 amino acids)
Molecular function (GO): oxidoreductase activity, acting on CH-OH group of donors; flavin adenine dinucleotide binding
Source: RefSeq, a predicted model, not a curated record
AUGGUGCUGCCAGCCUACAUGGCGUUUAUUGCUCCGAAAUGGCCAUUGCUUUUGCUUGCUGCUACGCUCUCCCUGCUGCACUUGAAAAAGUGUCCAACAAUCUUUGAUUGUGACAUCCGAAAGCUCCACAAAGAGUACGACUACAUCAUUGUUGGCGGUGGAUCAGCCGGAUGCAUACUGGCCAACAGGCUUUCAGCCGAUCCAUUGCGAUCGGUACUGCUCAUCGAGGCAGGAGGUGUAGAAAAUGCCGCUACUGAGAUUCCACUGCUUUCUAUGACACAUUUCCAUGGUCCCUUCGACUGGGAUUACCGGACCGUACCACAGAAGCACGCUUGCCUUGGUAUGGAUGACAACAGGUGCAUCUGGGCCCGUGGCAAGGUACUCGGUGGUUCCAGCGUGAUCAACUUUCAAAUGCACGUUCGUGGUAAUCGAAGAGACUUCGACCAUUGGCAGUAUGAGUACGGCGCCUACAACUGGUCAUACGAAAAUGUGCUUCCCUAUUUCAAGAAAUACGAGAAUUAUAUGGGCCCCAAUCCCGACAGGCGAUUCCGAGGCAGCAAAGGAAAAGUGCCAGUAACGCUGUCCGUCACGCAAACAAAGCUUGUUUCUAUUUUCUUGAAAGCGGGCCAAUGGCUCGGCUACCCGGUGACCGACUACAACGGCCCAGAACAAAUGGGUUUCGCACGAACACAAGCCACUAUUUUUCAAGGCAGACGUUACAGUGCCGCAAAGAGUUACAUCAGGCCUAUUUUCAAGAAGCGCGCGAACUUGCAUCUUUCACUACGGAGCCAUGCUGUUAAGAUCCUUUUCGAAAACAAGCGAGCUGUAGGAGUCCAAUUCAAGAAGCACGGAGCCCUCCUCCACCGAAAAGUGCGAGCUCGGCGGGAAAUCAUUCUGUCGGGCGGCACCAUCGGUUCAACACAGUUGCUGCUCCUGUCAGGAGUAGGACCCGCGAGGGAUCUAGAGGAGCUGGGCAUUCCAGUGGUCGCGGACCUUCCUGUGGGCGAGAAUCUUCAGGACCACAUGUUCAUGGGUGGUAUGGCUGCCACCACCGACGUUGAUGCUGGACUACAUCCGCAAAAUAUGGAUGUAGUCACAGAGUACGCUAAAACAAAAGCAGGGGCUCUGUCACUACCUGCCGCUAUGGAGGCCGUUGCGUUUGUGAACACGUCGUUUGCCCCCUACGAUUAUCCGGAUGUGGAGGUCGUAUUGAACAGCGUGUCCGCGGCCAACAUCGAGGCAGAGCGUUUCUUGCUCGACUUAGGACUCCGCCAAGACAUAUAUAACUCGUUCUACAAACCGUACCGUGGACGCAACUCUUUUCAACUGGCUCCUCUGCUUAAUCGUCUCAAGAGCCGAGGCGUCAUCAAGCUGCGCAGCAAGAACUACCGCGAUGCCCCAAUACUCAAUCCCCGCUACUACUCGCACCCAGCAGACAUCGAAAUCGCUGCCGAUGCGAUGCUCCAGUGCAUUAGAAUCUUAAGUACAAAACCCUUUGCCGAUAUUGGCACAAAGCUUUGGGGAAUUCCUUUUCCGCCGUGCAAACACUACACAACGUGGAGCAGGGAUUACCUGAAAUGCGUGGCCAGGCACCUGUCGCAUACCGGAUGGCACCAAUGUUGCACCAAUCCGAUGGGUUCAGAUCGCAGGGCUGUCGUCGAUCCCCGGCUGAGGGUGCGUGGAGGCGUGACGGGGCUGAGGGUGGUGGAUGCGUCUGUCAUGCCCUACAUAGUGUCGGCAAAUCUUAAUGCAGCAGUCUAUAUGAUCGCAGAAAAAGCAGCAGACAUGAUUAUCCAGGACAACCCGUAAACUCAGCUUUUCGAGACGCUGACAGGCCACCGUAUGGUUGGUGGAUACCCACUGUUUGAGUGUGGCAAUGUGUCACAAAGGCUUGUUCAUCACUAUACCCAUCACUAUGCUAAAUCGAUACCAUAGUUUGAUUGUUUUGCCCUCCAAAUUCACAUAAAUAUUCUUGAAGGAGAAGAACAGGGCGACAGGGUGAUAUCUUUUGUAAAACGCUUAGGAAUACGAAAGAUAACGAAGCAAAAAUACAUCAGUUGCUUAGUGAUUUAAAGCAAUAAUAAUACUAAAGCUACAAGUGAAAAUUUAGGACAAGCUUCAUAAACACCAGAGUUCUUGAGUUCGGCUCUUGCUGAUAGGAAAGUGUUGUGCCACUUACACACUUACAUAGACUCGUAAUAUUGUUAGGGGGAAAUAUAUUCACACUAUACACAUAAUAAGUUCAGUGGCUAACAAGAUGGCGCCCAGCUCGCCGCGUCUGUCGACGUCGUCUUCUUUUCAGCGUCCUCUUCAUCCCGCUACAUUAUUUCCCGGCGGACUGAAGCACCGAUCUGGUGCUAAUUAGAAGGCAGUACUGUGAUAUGGCUUGAGACGCAUAACAGUGCGAGGGUGAACGACAGUGGGGUCGCUAGGGGGCGAUUUCGUAGGUGACGUCGGUCACUUGGCGUAAGAUGCGGUAAGGCUGGAAUAGCGUGAAAGUAACUACUCCGAAAGUCCAACGCAGCGCGAAGGGGACCAAAGAAGAACCAGAUUACCGGGCGCGUAGUGGACAUCACGAUGACGGGAGUCAUAUACACAGCUCUGACUGUCCUGCGAGUCCGCUAGUCGUCGUCAAGCAGCUUGGCGCACCUCUUGGGCCGUCGUUAUUGCUUCCCGAUAGCGUACUCCGAUGCGUAAAUUAGUCCGGUCGGCAGGAGUGUGUCGAAAGGUAGCGCAGAGUCACGGUCGACCAACAGAAAAAUGGAGAGAAGCCAGCGGUACCUUUCGACACACUCCCGCCUACCGGACUAAUUAGUUACACGUCGGAGUACGCUCGGAAAACAAUCUACCCGUAACAAUUCUCCCCCUAACAAUAUGAAGCUUACAACCAAUCAGACUACAUAUUUAUUUAUUGAAGCUGUUGAAAUAUAAGCAGCAAUCAUUUCUUUGUUCCUAUUGCGUUCAUGUUCUACUUGGUGUUGUGAUACCAUGAAGCACAACAAGAAUAUGCAAGCGGUUAUAAAAUCGCACAUAAUAGUGUUUGUGUAGAACGAGGGGCGCCUUCGUGUACAUGCCAUCAUAGAGGAAUUUUCCAGCGCCAAAUUGCGCGACCACAGGACGCUUCAUUUAUUAUCUCGACCGAACAUCCUCGAAAUUGCAAAAUCUCAUGAACCCGCUUGAUGGAACAUCACUGCACGGAACUCGGUAUCCUUGCAGGUUAUUUAUUCCAAGGUCAAGCUAAGUCAUCAACUCGCUGUGCCAUUAGAACCACGUUUGGUGAGUUUUACUGUGUAGACGUUCACGUGUACGGCAAGGACACUGUGUGAAAAUGUUCUGCCUUCGUCAUGGGGCACUGAUGUUGCAGUCACUAAUGAAGUCGAAAAAGUCCAUAUGGUGCUCGAAACCCUUGCGUGUUCCGAAACGUCGACCAUUUCCGUUUGAUUCGGUCAUGAUGACUUUCACUUGGAACUUACUACAGACACAACGAGUUGUCGUGGAAUUCUGGACUGUGUAUUAUACACGUUUGUAAGCCACACAUUUUUUGACAAUAAACUACAACGCUGGGCAUGCUA